UGCUGAAUAUUUUGCGUAUUAUAUUGGAAAUGAUCCUCAUCCUGAUUGGAAGAGUAUUUUUGAGGGGAAGAAAAGAUUACGUAUCGGUUUCUUGCAUAUAUUCCGCGUGUGUGCUAUUCUAAUGUUUCUAUGAUUUUGUUGAGGUGCUAUUGAUAUUUUAAUGUUUCUCGGUUCAUCUGAUUUAUUCGAUGUGAGCGAGUUUAGGGUGAGAUUUUUUGGGUUUUUUUUAGCUUUCCGGGGUGGUUUGGAAUACUGAUUUGUUUACUCUCAUUUUAAUUCUUGUUUAUUGUUACCAGAAUGUUGUUUGCAGUGAUUUUAGCCUUUACUGAAAAUUAUUUUAAUGGAGAUGUAGAUUGUAGCAAACCUUGUUGGAAUCUAAGGGAGUGAUUGGUUAAUCAUGGAGGCCAAAGUUUUGCAAGGGCUGCAUCUCUCAACCUGGAUGAAUCCAGAAAUUAUUUCAAGAAAGUCCAGAGAUUCCUUGCCCUUUUGGUGGAACAAAGUGGAUCGAAGUUCAUGUCGAAUGUCAUCUUUCCGAUAUCUUAGUCAAAGGGGAAGAUUCCAUGAGCCUCUGGCUUUAAAGGUCUUGUGUACUUCUGAGAACAAUCCAGCUUCAGUUCUGGAGGUUGGCAAAAUUUCAGAAUCUGUUGAUGAAUCGAAGAUCAUGAAGAAAAAAUCAGAAGAGAUUCAACGAUUUUUGAAUGGGCGAUGUAUAUAUCUUGUUGGAAUGAUGGGAUCUGGAAAAACAACAGUGGGCAAGGUUUUGGCAGAGGCCCUCGGAUAUUCAUUUUAUGACUGUGAUGCACUGAUAGAGGAGGCAGUAGGCGGGUACUCUGUUGCUGAAAUAUUCAAGUCAUAUGGUGAGAACUUCUUCAGAGAUAAUGAGACUGAGGUAUUGUAUAAGCUGUCUUCAAUGCAUCGAUUGAUUGUAUCCACUGGCGGUGGUGCUGUGGUUCGACCCAUCAAUUGGAGACAUAUGGGAAACGGCAUCACGGUUUGGCUAGAUGUACCUUUGGAAGCGCUUGCACGAAGACUUACAGCAUCUGGAACAAAGUCCCGGCCACUUUUGCAUCAUGAAUCUAGUGAUCCUUAUGGAAAGACCAUGAAAUUGCUAUCCGACCUAUUUGAAGAGAGGGGCGAAGCAUAUGCGAAUGCCACCGUGCGAGUUUCUUUUGAAGAUAUCACGGCCAAACUUGGAUAUGAAGAUGCUUGUGAUCUCACCCCAACUGUAAUUGCUAUCGAGGUGCUCGGACAAAUCAAGAGUUUCUUGCUGCAACAGCAGGGAUGAUUCAUCGAUGUUUUUGCCUUAAACUCUGCAAGUUUCUUUCUUUCUUUAUGUUAAAUGGUAUGAACAAAUGAAUUAUGAGGCCCAUAUGUAUAAUGUGGAGCUUGUGCAAUCUGUACUGUACAUAUAUUUUGGAUUGCUGUUAGAAUCAUUUGCAGAAUUA
Messenger RNA from Andrographis paniculata, 1445 nucleotides. Its product is annotated as shikimate kinase, chloroplastic-like. Gene Ontology annotation, molecular function: shikimate kinase activity. NCBI's taxonomy places the organism in Eukaryota, Viridiplantae, Streptophyta, Magnoliopsida, Lamiales, Acanthaceae. Gene Ontology annotation, cellular component: chloroplast. The record is from RefSeq and is a predicted model, not a curated record. Bases 398 to 1285 code for a protein of 295 amino acids. The transcript has 10 exons.